AUGCCAGAAAAGCGGCACCUGGCCCAAUAUGGGAACCCAAUGGAAAAAGGCCAGACAAUCGAAAUUGAAAUUCAGCAGGGCAAAGCACUCAUUGACGAGUCAUUGAGGAACGGCGUGAAACACUUCGUGUACAGCUCCGUGGACCGAGGUGGCGAGAAAAAGUCGUUUGAAAACCCAACACCGGUUCCACACUUUGCCAGCAAACACAAGCUGGAGCAGUAUCUCCUUGACAAGGCAUCUGGCAGCAGCAUGGACUGGACCAUACUCCGCCCGACCGGUUUCAUGGACAACUACGUCCCCGGCUCAAUGGCGAAGGUCUUCUUCACGGCUUGGAAAGUAGCCAUUGACAGGGACCGCCCGCAGCAAUUGAUUGCCUGCGCUGACAUUGGUUACUUCGCAGCCCAGGCUCUAAUGUAUCCGGAGAAGUACAAAGGUCGAGCGAUCUCGCUUGCAGGCGACGAGUUGACGUUUGACCAAGCCGCCGCAGUCUUUAAGCAGAAGAUCGGCAGUGACAUGCCAACAACCUAUGGUGUGGUUGGUUCCCUGACGCUAUGGGCUCUGAAGGAUGUCGGCACUAUGUUCAAGUGGAUGAAUAGUGAAGGAUUCAGGGCCAAUGUUCAGGAGUUGAGAAGAGAAUAUCCUGGGUUGACAGACUUCGGUACUUAUUUGGAGAAGAAUAGUGGAUACGGCCGCAACUGA
Diaporthe amygdali is the source of this 699-nucleotide messenger RNA. RefSeq lists its product as uncharacterized. Lineage: Eukaryota; Fungi; Ascomycota; Sordariomycetes; Diaporthales; Diaporthaceae. The transcript has 2 exons. The record is from RefSeq and is a predicted model, not a curated record. The coding region runs from base 1 to 699 and encodes 232 amino acids.